Molecule: messenger RNA, 1680 nt
Organism: Chlorella variabilis
Lineage: Eukaryota; Viridiplantae; Chlorophyta; Trebouxiophyceae; Chlorellales; Chlorellaceae
Exons: 5
Coding region: 1-1680 (559 amino acids)
Molecular function (GO): protein binding
Source: RefSeq, a predicted model, not a curated record
AUGCGGGCGGCGGGGCUGCAGCCAAAUGUGGUGCUCUGGCACAACCUGCUGGACUGCCAGGCCAAGGCGGGGCUGCCCGACGCCGCGCUUUCCACCUACCGCGCCAUGCGCGCCGCGGGCGCCGCCCCCACCUCCUGGACCUUCUCAAUGUUGGUCUCCGCCUGCGGGCGGGCGGGGCAGGCGCAGCGCGCGGCCGAGGUGGUGGAGCGCCUCAUGCCGCAGGCGGGCGUCGCCCCCGAGCUGCCCGUGUGGAACGCGCUGCUGGGGGCGUACGGGCGGGCGGGCAGCGUGGAUGCCGCCUACGCAGCUUGGGUGCAGAUGCUGGAGUCAGGCGCCGUGCCAGAUGACUGUACCGAGAGGGUGCUGGCGCUGGCCUUUGGCAGCCACCCCGCGCUGGCGGCAGAGGUGGUGGCAGAGGCGAGGGCCAUCCAGGUGCAGCGCCUGCGGGCGGCUGCUGAGGUGGCGGCCAGCCGGGGGCAGGCGCACGCGCAGGCCCAGGCCGGCAGCGGCGAAAACGGCAGCCAGCAGCAGCAGCAGCGGCAGCAGCAGCAGCAGCGGGAGGAGGCAGGAGAGGCGGGAGCUUGGGAGCAGCAGGGAGGCAGUGGGCAGGCAGGUGCGGGCCCCGGCGCAGACGGCGGUACCGUGGAAGCUGGGCGGGGCGACCGGGCGCCGUACCGCCUGCACCAGCACCGCCAGUCCCGCCUGGAAAUGGACCAGCUGGUCCCUCGCACCGCGAGCAAGAACCCCUUGGGACUGCUGCUGGGAGGCGGCAGGCUGCCGGCUGCCGCCGCAGCAGGGGCAGCGGCAGGGGGGCCGGAGGCUGCCGCGGCGGCAGCGGGCGAGGAGGCCGCGCUGGGCGAGGCGUGGGUGCGUUCGCUGCUGCUGCUGGACCUUCACGGCAGCUCCCAGGCAGCUGCCCGCAUGGUACUGCUGCGGAGGCUGGAGACGCUGGUGAUGCAAGCGCCCGAGGUGAUUGCAGAGGUGGGCCGCAUGGAGCAGCGCUGGCUGCAGGAGCAGGCGCGCCUGCAGCAGCUGCGCGAGCGGCGCCACGCCACGCGCCAGCUGCAGCGGCAGCUGCAGCGGGAGGCUGGCGAGCUCCUGUCGGGCGUCGAGGGCUCACCUGGCAGCGGCAGCGACGGCAACACCGGCGGCAGCGACAGUAGGAGCAGUGACGGGGGAGGAGGGGAGGCAGCACACGACCAGCGCCAGCAACGGCAGUGGGCUGGCGUCGGCAACGACGUGUGGCCCGCUCUUGGCCAGCAGUGGGCGCCACAGCAGCCGCCGCCGCCGCAGCAGGAUGCGGCAGGCUCCCAGGCGGCGGUGGCAGGAAGGGCGGCAGGCGCGGCGGUCAGCAUGACGCCGCCGGCCCGCCGGGGCGUGCAGUGGGUGCCCGGUCAUCGCCCCCAGCGCUUCCCUCCCCCGGCGCUGGUGGUGGUCACCGGCAUGGGGCUGCACAGCAGGGGCAGCCGCGGCGGUGUGCUCAAGGCGGCCGUGCGAGAGCUGCUGCUGCAGCAGGGGCUGCCGGCACGAGACGCCCCCGACAACGACGGUGGGGCGGCCGGGCUGGGCGGCGGCGGCGCGUGCGUGGUGACGGUGUCCUGGGCCCCGCUGGCCGCCUACCUGCGCCGCCAGCGCAGCGCCAUGCACACCGACCGCUUCCUCACAGCAGGUCCGCUGUAG